UAACUGAUAUCGCUGAAAACUCGGUCAAUUUAACAUUAAAACGUAAAGUGAUACAUAUUUAGUGAGUUUUGCAAGCUAUUUGAGUUUACAUUUAAGAAAAUGGGUGAGUCAAGUGAUGAUCAUUUAAUCAUCCAAGUAUCAAAUAUUUUAAAGCCAACUCUGCAAGACAAUGAUUUUCUCCAAAGCUUCGUACGGAUUGGAUUAGAUGAAAAUUCAGCAGAUAUCAAGAAGAAAUCAAACAUUACUGAACAAAUAAGAAAAGAAAGUAAAGAAUAUAUGAGUGAGACUCGAGCUGGUGGAUCAGACUUUCAAGAUUCGAUUGUCAGCAGAAAAAAAAGUGAAGAAGGUAAAAAAGAUUUUAGACCAAGUCGCCAAUUUCACAAAGGUUCCGUUCAGUAUGAAAUUAAUAAGCAGAAGAGUAAAAAAGUGCGUCGACGAAAAACAAGCAUUGCCCGUAGACAAGAAGAAGUAUACACAGAUAAAGAUCGUGCUGCGGCAGUUAAUAUGGGUACUCGUGAUAUUAUUCAAUCAUUAAAAAUAAAACGACGACAAGAUCGUAGUAAGAUGAUGCAAAUACCGGAAGAAGCUGAACCAAGUGCUAUGCUUGCACUUGGUACUCGUGAAAUGCGAUCAGGCGAUCUCAAUGUUGCCAUUAGCUGCAUAAAUAAGGCAUUAGAACUCAGCCCGAAUGAUAAAAAUGCAUUAUUGGCAAGAAGUAAAUGUUAUUUAUUGCUUGGGGAGCCACAAAAAGCUCUCGAUGAUGCUGAAGCAGCGCUUAAUAAAAGAAUUACGGAAUCGAAUAAUGCACGAGCAAUUUAUUACAAAGCUGAAGCGCUGUAUCAUCUUGGGGACUUUGAGCUGAGUCUUGUUUUUUACUAUCGAGGCAUGAAAGUCCGACCUGAGUUCGAUCAGUUUCGAUUAGGUGUACAAAAAGCCAAAGAAGCUAUUCAAAACAUUCUGGGUGACAAAAAUGCACCAAUAAAAGUUCAUUCUCAAACUGGGGCAGAAAAGAGUAGACAAUCGCGAUCUGAGAGGACGUUAAUGAAGACUACGAAAAUUGAGAAAAAGACUCAUAUUCAAUCAUGUGAGGGUGAAAAAAAAAAUCAAAGUCAAAAACAAUUAUCGACAGACCCUGUUGACCAACGAAAUCCGGUUCUUCCCAAAAAACAUGGCAAUAAUAAUAUAAAUCUUCUUGGUCAACUCAAUGUCGAUAAAAAAUAUCUUCAAGAAUUAAUAAAAAGGCCAGAUAUUAAGACUUCCAAUCAACAGCCUGCUCAAAAUAUAUUGAAGUUGGCAGAAGAAGGGAUAUUUUUUUUAAUAAAUCGACAAGAAUUUUGGCGUCAACAAAAAACAGCUACUCAAUUAAUGACGAAUAAUAAGAUGCUUAGACUAUAACAUGUUGCAAGAGUUUAUUUUAGUUAAUAUCAUAUUGAAUUUCCGUUACACAUGAUUCAUGCGAGAAAGCUUAGAUGUUCCAGCCAGAGAGUUGUUCCUCACUAUGCUUAUUUAAAAUAUAAUUCACUUACCCCAUGUACAGUGUUGAAAAAUAUAGUAAGUUUUGUAAUUUGCACACCUCAAACGUUAAAGCGUAGUUAUAGUAUGAUACUAUCAUAAUUAUAUGAAAUAAAAACUGAUUUUACAACUUUAACGCACUAAGUGCGGUUAAUUAGUUUAGAAAUCAAUGAUCCUGAAGUUAG
This is a messenger RNA of Microplitis mediator, 1697 nucleotides long. RefSeq names its product outer dynein arm-docking complex subunit 4. NCBI's taxonomy places the organism in Eukaryota, Metazoa, Arthropoda, Insecta, Hymenoptera, Braconidae. Gene Ontology annotation, molecular function: protein binding. Gene Ontology annotation, cellular component: cytoplasm. The transcript is spliced from 4 exons. Bases 100 to 1395 code for a protein of 431 amino acids. The record is from RefSeq and is a predicted model, not a curated record.